AUGGUCGCUUCCGAAUCCAUGAUAGAAACAGGCUCAAACCAAGUCCUUGAAGCAGGGGCUGAGCUCCAAAGGGGUGCUUUUCCCUUGGGGCUUCCGACUGAUGGUUUGCCACGUUCAGAAGCGUUUUCACAGCUAGUCCACGCUAGAGGAGUAAGAGCUCAACGAGACAUGUAUCCUCGCAACAACUUUAAUGCUGCUCUUGAAGUAGCAGCCUUGACUGGGCUAGAAUGCUACCGGUUCCUGAGGAGGUCUUUCUUGGGAAAGGAUCACGUUCCGAUUGCAUUAGUGCCACGGGGCACGAAUGUGGUGUUGGCUCACAUCCCGGCUGUGUUUUCGCAGGCGUCUUUCUCCUCUGUGAAGUCUGCCUCAUCGUCAUUUCGCUCUUUUCGAAGCAUGCUUUCCGGGCGCUACACGAACAGUGGCAGCCGCACACAACUGCUGUGCAGUGCGCCAGAAAUCGACCUAGCCAGCCACACACGGCUCAUCAGCGACUGCGACGAUAGCUAUGUAAAACUUAUAAACGGCGGGCAGUCCUCUAUCGACAAGUUGGCAGUGGUCAUCAGUAUUUUUGCGGACGGGGAGGAGGGUGCCCAGGCUUUCCGGCACGAGCUGGCGCGGCGUGGGGUUCAGGUCACCAGCGAGUCGCUGCCGCAGCCAGGAAACUAUCGGCGACGCUCCGGGAAAUUGCUGGCCAAGUGA
Volvox carteri f. nagariensis is the source of this 699-nucleotide messenger RNA. RefSeq lists its product as uncharacterized. The record is from RefSeq and is a predicted model, not a curated record. The transcript has 3 exons. Lineage: Eukaryota; Viridiplantae; Chlorophyta; Chlorophyceae; Chlamydomonadales; Volvocaceae. The coding region runs from base 1 to 699 and encodes 232 amino acids.